Messenger RNA from Sorex araneus (European shrew), 966 nucleotides. Its product is annotated as olfactory receptor 11A1-like. Bases 1 to 966 code for a protein of 321 amino acids. Gene Ontology annotation, molecular function: olfactory receptor activity; G protein-coupled receptor activity. Gene Ontology annotation, biological process: G protein-coupled receptor signaling pathway. NCBI's taxonomy places the organism in Eukaryota, Metazoa, Chordata, Mammalia, Eulipotyphla, Soricidae. Gene Ontology annotation, cellular component: membrane. The transcript has a single exon. The record is from RefSeq and is a predicted model, not a curated record.
AUGGAGAAAGUCACACUUUCCCAGGAAAUUCUGACAUCUAUGGGGCCAGGAAAUACUACUGUUAUGGUGACUGAGUUUAUUAUACUGGGAUUUGGAGACCUCAAGGAAUUGGGUCCCUUACUCUUUCUGGUGUUUGGCAUAGUAUACCUAGCCACCAUUUCUGGUAAUCUUCUCCUUAUAGUCCUGGUGGUUACUCAGAGGGGACUCCAGACACCAAUGUAUUUCUUUCUGGCAAACCUCUCUUGCUUGGAGAUCUGUUACACCUCCAACAUUAUGCCUAGAAUGCUUGUGGAUUUAUUGAGAGAGAACAAAGUGAUUUCCAUGGUUGGUUGUAUUAUUCAGCUCUACUUUUUUGGGGCACUGGGCAGCACUGAAUGUUACCUUCUGGCAGUUAUGUCAUAUGACCGGUAUCUGGCUGUCUGCCGGCCCUUGCACUAUCCAACACUAAUGCAUGGGACUGUAUGUGUGCGUCUAGUAAUUGGCUCUUGGGUUAGUGGUUUUACAGUGGCAGCUGCUUUCCAAGCUGCUAUGAUAUCCAGUUUGACCUUCUGUGGUGGCAAUGAGAUUGAUCACUUCUUUUGUGACUUGAAACCUCUGCAGAAGCUCUCCUGCUCAGAUCCCUACCUGGUUAACCUUGUCUGCAUGAAUCUAACAGCUUUGGUGACUCUGGCCCCUUUUGGGUUAACCCUAGUUUCCUACUGGAAGAUUAUUUCCACAGUCUUGCAUAUACCUUCCAUGACUGGUAGACAGAAGGCAUUCUCCACUUGUUCUUCUCAUCUAGUGGUCGUGACAUUGUUUUACGGGACCUUGAUUCUGGUCUAUGCUGUGCCUUUGGCCAAUCGGGUGCCAGUUGUCAACAAAAUUUUCUCUGUACUCUACACUGUUGUCACUCCCAUGUGCAACCCCCUCAUCUAUAGCCUGAAAAACAAAGAUGUCAAGGAAGCCUUGAAGAAGCUAAAGAUUUGA